AUGACUGCGUGGGACGGGGUGAUGCCCUUUUAUCCCCAACCCAGGCACCCCGCGGGCUUCAGCGUCCCGCUGCUCAUUGUCAUCCUGGUAUUCUCGUGCUUAGCGGUCAGCUUCCUGCUAAUCUUGCCUGGGAUCCGUGGCCACUCGCGCUGGUUCUGGUUGGUGAGAGUUCUUCUUAGUCUGUUCAUCGGUGCAGAAAUUGUGGCUGUGCACUUCAGCGGAGACUGGUUCGUGGGGGGAGUGUGGACCAAUACAUCCUACAAAGCCUUCAGUACAGCCCGUGUUCAAGUCCACGUCGGUCUGCAUGUGGGACUGGUGGGCGUCAAUAUUACACUCAGAGGAACACCCGUGCAGCAGUUGAAUGAGACCAUUGACUACAAUGAGCGGUUCACUUGGCGUCUGGACGAAGACUACACCCAGGAGUACGUUGAUGCCCUGGAAAAGGGGCUGCCGGACCCAGUGCUAUACCUGGCAGAAAAGUUUACACCCAACAGCCCUUGCGGGCUGUACCACCAGUAUCACCUGGCAGGACACUAUGCUGCAGCAACGUUGUGGGUGGCGUUCUGCUUCUGGAUCAUCGCCAAUGCGCUGCUGUCCAUGCCCGCCCCGCUCUACGGCGGUCUGGCUCUGCUCAGCACCAGCGCCUUCACGCUCUUUGGCGUCUUCGCCUUCGCCUCCAUCUCCAGCGUGCCACUCUGCCCCUUCCGCCUGGGUUCCGCCGCCCUCACGCCUCACUACGGCGCCUCCUUUUGGGUCACGCUGGCCACCGGCAUCCUAAGCCUCCUCCUCGGAGUGGCGGUGGUGAUUCUCCACUACACUUGGCCCAGCGCUCUUCGCUCCUUUCUGGAUCAAAGUGGCAACGACUGUAGCAGUCAGGCGAAAGGGAAAUCGCUUCUCAUUUUGGACAACCCGCAACACAAGCAGUUCGAGAACCCAGACUUAAAUAUUACCACUGUCCUGUGA
Microtus ochrogaster (prairie vole) is the source of this 963-nucleotide messenger RNA. RefSeq names its product dual oxidase maturation factor 2 (gene Duoxa2). Gene Ontology annotation, biological process: protein transport. The record is from RefSeq and is a predicted model, not a curated record. NCBI's taxonomy places the organism in Eukaryota, Metazoa, Chordata, Mammalia, Rodentia, Cricetidae. Gene Ontology annotation, cellular component: endoplasmic reticulum membrane.